CCUCUCGCAAUCUACCGGAAAUUGGAGAAUUUUUCCGACCUAUCCUCCUCGUUCCCGUUGCACGAGAAAGCAUAUCUGCUGAAAAACAGGGCCCGUGUCGUCCCAUCCGAAGGAGGCCAGCAUGAAGAUAAAAAGUGCAUGUGUAUCGCUUUCUUCACCUUGGCCCAAUUCACACCUGUCCGCCUAAAUUCCGGCUACAAGUGGCUACAGACUGUCCGCACAUGUGCUCGUCCCGACGACGUCUGA
Messenger RNA from Protopolystoma xenopodis, 246 nucleotides. Lineage: Eukaryota; Metazoa; Platyhelminthes; Monogenea; Polystomatidea; Polystomatidae. The record is from the annotation of a GenBank genome assembly.